AUGCGAAUCUAUCAUCUUCCGCAACUCGGGAGAACCUUCAAUUUCCCUCUGAAUGAAGAAGAACUGGAGGACCUUGCUCUUGGAUUUGACAAGAAGAAGAACGGAUACGUUCAAUACACCGAUUUUCUGCAUGCCUUCGGCGAAGGACACAGGUCAAAAUCUGCCUAUAAGUUUGACGAAGCAUAUCACGAAUUUGAAAACAAGAAAGACGGAUCCAAGAUCAGCAUACGCGCUCUUAUGGACAAGAUCCGAGAUAUCAGCUUGAAGGAGAACAAUACCCUGCUUGCUGGCUUCCGCGCCAUAUCAGGGAAGCACCCUGAAUACAUCUCACAGUGUGACCUGGGUCGCUUCCUUAAAAAACACGGCAUUGAACUCUCUGAGGACGACCUCUACCACCUGAUGACGGUGUAUGACAGAACAAGACGAGGUUGCAUUAACUACACAGACUUUCUCCAACAAACAAUGAAUGUAGUGAAGCCCGACCCGUGA
Dibothriocephalus latus is the source of this 489-nucleotide messenger RNA. Lineage: Eukaryota; Metazoa; Platyhelminthes; Cestoda; Diphyllobothriidea; Diphyllobothriidae. The record is from the annotation of a GenBank genome assembly.